Fukomys damarensis (Damara mole-rat) is the source of this 1247-nucleotide messenger RNA. It is a transcript of the gene Sox15, whose product is annotated as SRY-box transcription factor 15. The transcript is spliced from 2 exons. The record is from RefSeq and is a predicted model, not a curated record. Lineage: Eukaryota; Metazoa; Chordata; Mammalia; Rodentia; Bathyergidae. Gene Ontology annotation, biological process: anatomical structure morphogenesis; positive regulation of transcription by RNA polymerase II; cell differentiation. Gene Ontology annotation, molecular function: RNA polymerase II cis-regulatory region sequence-specific DNA binding; DNA-binding transcription factor activity, RNA polymerase II-specific. Bases 423 to 1112 code for a protein of 229 amino acids.
GUGGGAGCGGCCGGUGGCACCCGGGUUGUGGGCCUGGCAGCAGCCGGAGCCCCAGGGCCCCACGGGGUAAGUUUACCACCUUUAUUACCUGGUGGACUUCUACUGGACAUCUGGCCCACUGCAGCUGAGGAUAGGGAGAGUGUGGUGGCUGGGGGUCUUAGAACCUGGAAGGAAAGAACACCAACUCCCCAGUAACAGGCUUGAGAGACGCAGCAGGUUCUGCAUUCGAUUCUGUCCUAAGUGAGCCGAAUUGGUUGCAAAGGCUUCAAGGAUUCUGAACUAGGAAUGAUACAUGCUUUUUAAGGACCCGAGUUUUCUCCACGACUCCAGACUGGAAAGACAUACGUUUUAAAGGUCUCAGCUUCACUUCUAGAGGAGGGCAUUCAACUCACUCAGGACGUCCUAAGGCUUUCCCCCAACCCAUGGCGCUACCUGGUUGCUCACAGACCCAAACCUGGGACCUGGAGCCUCCCACUCCUACUGCUGAGGCCUCCUCAUCUUCCGGACCCCAACAACAGGAGGGAACCGGGAGCACUGUGGUAUCCGGGAGGCUUUCCUUGGAGAAGGUGAAGCGACCCAUGAACGCGUUCAUGGUGUGGAGCUCCGCUCAGCGCCGCCAGAUGGCGCAGCAGAACCCCAAGAUGCACAACUCGGAGAUCUCCAAGCGCCUGGGCGCGCAGUGGAAGCUGCUGGCCGAAGAGGAGAAGCGGCCCUUUGUGGAGGAAGCCAAACGGCUGCGUGCCCGGCAUCUGCGCGACUAUCCCGAUUAUAAGUAUCGGCCGCGGCGAAAAACCAAGAGCUCGGGCGCCGGGCCUGCCCACUUCAGUCAAGGAGGCGGCGGUCUGGCUUGGGGGCCGCUCUGGGGGCCAGGAUAUACAACCACCCAGGGAAGCAGAAGCUUUGGGUACCAGCCCCCUAACUACUCGACAUCCUAUCUACCCAGCAACUAUGGCUCUUCUUACUCUAGACCGGAGGCCCCGUCACUGUGCUCCUCUCCUCAGAGUGACCCGAGGCUCCAGGGGGAGCUUCUACCCCCAUCUAGUCCCUACCUACCUCCAGGGUCUUCUGCUCCUUACAAUCCUGGUGCCCCCAUGCCCCUAGCACACCUCUAACCAGCAUGGACCAUUCCCCUUUUCUUCCACCCUCAACCCCAGGCUGAAAAUCUUCCUGUGUUGGACCACAGUUCAGAGGCCUGAAGUCCUCCCAAGAAAGCCAAGGCCAGCAAACCCACUAUGUAACACAAGUUU